Penicillium manginii is the source of this 2418-nucleotide messenger RNA. Its product is annotated as fungal specific transcription factor domain-containing protein. Gene Ontology annotation, biological process: DNA-templated transcription; regulation of DNA-templated transcription. Lineage: Eukaryota; Fungi; Ascomycota; Eurotiomycetes; Eurotiales; Aspergillaceae. Gene Ontology annotation, cellular component: nucleus. Bases 1 to 2418 code for a protein of 805 amino acids. The record is from RefSeq and is a predicted model, not a curated record. The transcript has 8 exons. Gene Ontology annotation, molecular function: DNA-binding transcription factor activity, RNA polymerase II-specific; DNA binding; zinc ion binding.
AUGGAAUCCUCCGAUGCCCGGGAUGCCCCUAUGCAGCAGGGAACCGAUGCAGAGACACCCGCUUGCCAGACAUGUCGAAGCCGGAAGCUACGUUGCGUGGAAUGCGUGUACGACUAUCAUAGGAACAAACCGGGUGUGAAGAUCGGCAUUAUCCAGACGUUGACCCAGAGAGUUGAAUCGCUGGAAGCAGAGCUGGAUGCCGUCAGAUCUCGACAAGCAAAUUUCAACGUGACCGGAAGCACAGAGUACGCUGGACAUGACGUGAACACAAUCCGUGGCGUGGUAUCAUCCCUUAUGGAAGAGUGGUGGAGCAACAAUUCUCGCCAGAAUGAUGCCCGUUUGCGCAGUCCAAUGGAAAUUGCCCAAGUCGAUGAAGCGUCUCAAUCAAGAACACCUACGACGGCCCCAGAUCAAACAACGUCUCACAAGAGAAGGCGUCAAGAAUCACCGGAAGACAGAGAGCCCAGUGGACAAUCGGCAUAUCUGCCCUCUGACAACUUGGUUAAUGCGGUGCUUGAUGCAUAUUUCUCAGCUGUACAUCCGUUCAUUCCAAUUAUUCAUGAAAUGCUCUUCCGGUCACGCCUGCGUGACCCUGCCGAGCGACCCAAAUUGGUCGUUGUAUUGCAUGCUAUGAUGGUGUGUGCUCUUCGCUAUAUCGCCAACGAGAGAUUGGCAAAGGAAUGGAUUACGCAACAUCCUGAUGCUCUCCAGAGAUCACGGGAGUGUGUUCUCUUGUCAAUCAUGGAUAAUAUCACCGUGGAAAAUAUACAGGCCCUGAUAAUAAUCGCCUUUGUACAUGUUGGGGAUGGAAAUGCGAACAAGGCCUGGCCAGCUAUUGGCACUCUGAGCAGGGCGGUUGUGCUCUUGGGUCUGAACCGCGAGCCUGAUGAAACAAAACCCGGAGAAGCGUGUCUCAAGCCACUGCAGUGCUUACCACCUGCAAGGGUUUGGACUGAAGCAGAAGAACGACGAAGGGUAUUCUGGAACGUGUUUUUGCUAGAUCGGUUAUGCUCCAUUACGACUGGGUGGAACAUGAACCUAUCAAGCGAUGAUGUUCAGGUCCGAUUGCCGAGCGAUGGGCUAUACUGGGUAAAGGAAGAGCCUGUGACCACCCCAUUUUUCAACAUCUGGGACUCUUCUAUGGCAAGGCUGGUUAAGUCCGUGUCUUUUCUUCCCGGUCACUUUGCCUCUCUAGCCGAUAAAGAAAAGGAGACUCCACCAACAGCUCCAAAUUCAGAGCGAGUGUCGCCUGCUGUGCAAGCACCCGAAGCUAGAACUGUCGAUGUUUCGACAAUCGGAUCCUUUGCAUAUUGCAUAGAAGCGACCGAGUCCCUGAACAGAGUGGUUAAAUUCUUCCUUCAGCGACCAGUUGAUCUCCAAGAUAGACAUGAAUUCAGUGCUUGGUUGACACGCUUCAAAGAAUUGGAUCUUCAAUUGAUUCACUGGAAAAUGUUUCUCCCUCGGAGAUGGAAGGACUCUAAUAUAUCAAGAGAACCGGCCUUUGUUCACAUGGAUCCAAACCUGACUCUCGCACAUAUCACCCACAACACAUCCAUGAUUCUCCUCCACCAGAGCAUUGCCUAUCCACGAGCGCACAUUCUGGAGAAGCUUCAGCUGGCUAGCACGGCAAGUGCUGAGACUUGUCAGCUGGCAGCUCUCGAGACAGCUAAUAUUGUACAAAAGUAUCUGCAAUAUACACCGUUUGUGGGCCUUGUCAGCCCUCAAUUCUCGUUCUGCACAUUCAUCAGUGCUCAUGUCAUACUAGUGCAUUCGAAUAUCCACAAAACGAAGCUCCCGGAUACAUACGGCGUCCUAUUGACAAGCCUACAACAAAUGUCCGACCGCUGGACUUCUAUGAAUCCCGAACUCAAAAUGGACGACAACAUUAGAAACUUUGCCGGAGGCCUACUCGAUCAGCUGCAAGUGUCUCAGGAAAUAUCAGGGCCCCUAUCAUUCGAUUAUAUCACCGAGGUGAAUCGUGCUCUAGGUGUUGAGCUUCCCGCACGCAGCCCCGAUAACAGUCAAUGGAUAGAGGAGCGUCGGGCCCAACAACGUCACAGUAUCAUUCCAGUCACCGGGAAUCGGUCACACUACAUCAGCAAUAACCGAACAAUUGGAGGCUCUAGCUAUGACAGCAGUUCGCUAGGCUCCAGCACACAAACGCCAAUGUCAAGGUCAUUUCAAAGCGAGAGACCAACAGACCAGAGCCAAAUUCAGACCAACCCAGCAUUUUCAUAUACGAGAACACCUCAGACAAGGGCCGAUAUGGAACUUGGCGAUAUCUUUCCUGCGCACCGUCAAAUGCCGCAAUUGGCAGAUGGCGUUGAUGGGUUCGCACCACUUUAUACCUUCCUUUCGGAUCCUCAAUAUAUUGACAUGGAUCGUAUCAUUAGCUUCCAUGACUCAUUUGUAAAUUAA